Fusarium keratoplasticum is the source of this 597-nucleotide messenger RNA. Its product is annotated as RF-PROK-I domain-containing protein. The coding region runs from base 1 to 597 and encodes 198 amino acids. Gene Ontology annotation, cellular component: mitochondrial large ribosomal subunit. Gene Ontology annotation, molecular function: translation release factor activity. The transcript has 3 exons. Lineage: Eukaryota; Fungi; Ascomycota; Sordariomycetes; Hypocreales; Nectriaceae. Gene Ontology annotation, biological process: mitochondrial translational termination. The record is from RefSeq and is a predicted model, not a curated record.
AUGAUGCUCCGGCGACAGCUGACAGCAGUUCUCAGGCUGCGGAUACAGCCCCAGCCCCAGCCCUUGCACUUGCUAAGCCCUCCUUUUGCCCCCAGAUUCAAAAGAUACCAGGCUUUUGACGCUGAUCUCGACCAAGACGCGCUGGCUGAAGCCCGAGCUUGGUUCCGUUCAGAAAGUGAAUUAUCGCGACUCCCAAAGGGUAACACCACCUACGCUCGGUCUAGUGGGCCGGGCGGGCAGCAUGUCAAUAAGACCGAAACGAAGGCCACAACAGCGUACCCAGUUAGAGAAUUACUCCCGACACUUCCUAAGUUGUUGCAUCGUAGCAUUCGAGAGUCGAAAUACUACACGGCAAAGAGCGACUCCCUUACCUUUCACACUCAGGACUCCCGGUCAAGAGAUGCAAAUGCCAAAGAAAACUGGAGAAAAUUGUUGAAGGAGAUUUUCUGUAUUUACGACCAAGUUGUUCCCAACGAGACGAGCGAAGCAAAGCUUCAGAAGCACGAAGAUUCUCGGAAGAACUGGGACACCCAAAGGUUGAAAAUGAAGAAACAACUCUCCCAAAAGAAGAAGGACCGCAGAGGGCCACCAACUUGA